GUCUCUCGCCGGAAGUGAGCGAUACGGCUCGUAGGCGCACGCUGCCAGUCCGCGCGGAUAAACUGCAGAUCUGGAUCAAAACCGUAGCCCGAUCAUCCCUGUACCCGGACUCGAUACCCGUUCCGCCCGCUAGCAGUGAUCAAGACCUUCAGCGAUGUCCCGUUUUUUUGCUACUGGAUCCGACAGUGAGUCGGAGGAGUCCUCAUCCGCCGAGGAGAUCACUCCUAAAGCAACCGGAGCUGCUUUCAACAAGCAGAAUCUGUUGCUGAGUGAUGAUGAGGAGGACACUAAAAGAGUGGUACGAAGUGCCAAGGACAAGAGGUUUGAGGAGCUGACAAACCUGAUCAAGACCAUCCGCAAUGCUAUGAAGAUCAGAGACAUGGCGAAAUGUCUGGAAGAGUUUGAACAGUUAUGUCGAGCGUUUUUAAAGAGUAAAGCGAUCGUGGAUAAAGAGGGAGUGCCACAGUUUUACAUCCGCCUUCUUGCUGACCUGGAGGAUUACCUCAACCAGUUAUGGGAGGACAAAGAAGGGAAGAAGAAGAUGAACAAAAACAACGCCAAAGCCCUCAGCACCCUGCGCCAGAAGAUCCGCAAAUACAACCGGGACUUUGAGACAGACAUUGCGAACUACAAGGAGAACCCGGAACAGUCAGCAGAGGAGGAGGAAGAGAAGGAGGAAGCUGAAUCUGGUUCAUCCAUGGAUAGUGAGGACGAUGCUGAAGAAAGUGCCACCGCUAAAAGCUUCAUGAAGAAGAAGCCGGCAGCUGAAGCAGCUCCUGAGGCCAGCAAGUUCCUUAAGGGAGCUGAUGAUGAAUCGGACAGCGGCAGUGACGACGAUGAUGAAAUCUGGGGGUCUGACUCCACAGACAGCGGCAGUGAGAGUGAGGACAACGAAGGAAAUGCUGGCUCUCUGGCUGUGGCCUUCCUCAAAAAAGCUGCGAUGGAUGGAGACAGGAUGGGCGAUCGUAAGAAGGAGGACCGUAAGAAGAGGAGCAAGAAGAAGGAGCGUGCUGAGGAGGAGGCCGAGGAGGAGGCCCUGGAGAUGGAGGGAGGAGAGUGGGAGAAGGUGAAGGGAGGCGUGCCGCUGGUGAAGGAGAAACCGAAGAUGUUCGCCAAGGGCACAGAGAUCAAUACGACUGUGGUGGUGAAGAAGCUGAAUGAGAUCCUGCAGGCUCGAGGAAAGAAAGGAACAGACAGAGCUGCUCAGAUUGAGCUCCUCCACGCUCUGGCAGCAAUUUCAGAGGAGCACAACCUUGGACAAGGCAUCUCUGUGAAGAUCAAGUUCAACAUCAUCGCCUCCCUCUAUGACUACAACCCCAACCUGGCAACAUUCAUGAAGCCGGAUAUGUGGAAGAAGUGUCUGGAUUGCAUUAAUGAGCUGUUGGACAUUCUGUUUGGUAACAACAACAUCUUCAUUGGCGAGAACAUCGCUGAGGACAGUGAGAACCUGGCCGUCUCUGAGCAGCCUUUCCGUGUCCGUGGCUGCAUCCUGACCCUGGUGGAGAGGAUGGAUGAGGAGUUUACCAAGAUCAUGCAGAACACGGACCCUCAUUCACAAGAGUACGUGGAUAACCUGAAGGACGAGGGCUGUGUGUGCAACAUCAUUGACCGGCUGCUGCAGUACCUGGAGAGUAAAGGCAGCACCGAGGAGGUGUGUCGUGUCUACCUGCGCAGGAUCAUGCACACCUACUACAAGUUCGACUACAAGACCCACCGCCGCUCCAUGGGCAUUCAGGGAGAGAGCAAGUCUGAGCAAGACCAAGAAGAGAGCGAGGGAGAGGACAGUGCAGUCAUCAUGGACCGUCUGUGCAAGUUCAUCUACGCCAAGGACCGUACCGACCGCAUCCGUACCUGCGCCAUCCUGUGCCACAUCUACCACCAUGCACUGCACAGCCGUUGGUACCAGGCCCGCGACCUGAUGCUCAUGAGCCACCUGCAGGACAACAUUCAGCACGCUGAUCCUCCAGUGCAGAUCUUGUAUAACAGGACCAUGGUGCAGCUGGGCAUCUGUGCCUUCCGCCAGGGGAUGAUCAAAGACGCCCACAAUGCACUGCUGGACAUCCAGUCGAGUGGCAGAGCCAAGGAGCUGCUGGGUCAGGGCCUGCUAAUGAGGAACAUGCAGGAGAGGAACGCAGAGCAAGAGAAGAUUGAAAAGAGAAGACAGGUGCCUUUCCACAUGCAUAUCAACCUGGAGCUGCUGGAGUGUGUGUACCUGGUUUCAGCCAUGCUGCUGGAGAUCCCCUACAUGGCAGCCCACGAGUUUGAUGCUCGCCGCAGAAUGAUCAGCAAGCAGUUCCAUCACCAGCUGCGAGUGGGCGAGAGACAGCCCCUCCUGGGACCCCCUGAGAGCAUGAGGGAGCAUGUGGUGGCUGCCAGUAAAGCCAUGAAGAUGGGCGACUGGCGCACUUGUCAUUCAUUUAUCAUCAAUGAGAAAAUGAACAGCAAAGUGUGGGACCUGUUCCCUGAGGCCCAGCGGGUCCGUGAAAUGCUCGUCAGGAAGAUUCAGGAGGAGUCUUUGCGCACCUACCUGUUCACCUACAGCAGUGUAUACGACUCCAUCAGCAUGGAGACUUUAUCAGAGAUGUUUCAGCUGGAGUUGCCCACAGUACACAGCAUUAUCAGUAAAAUGAUCAUCAACGAGGAGCUGAUGGCGUCUCUGGACCAGCCCACUCAGACAGUAGUGAUGCACAGAACAGAGCCCACCUCCCUGCAGAACAUGGCGCUCCAGCUGGCUGAGAAGCUGGGCGGCCUAGUGGAGAACAAUGAGCGUGUCUUUGACCUCAAACAGGGCGUCUAUGGAGGAUACUUCAACAGAGAUUCAGACCAGAGGGGCGGUUACCAACAGAGGCAAGGUUACCAACGAGAUUCAGACCAGAGGGGCGGUUACCAACAGAGGCAAGGUUACCAACGAGAUCAGAAAGGCUCCUACCAGCAGAGGCAGGGCGGCUACCAGCGAGGAGGAUACCGGUCCCAGAACCAGGGCUCUUACUAAAACCCAGCCCGGUAGAAGCAGGACCCGCUUUCAUUCCAAGACCAGACUGCCGCUUCCUGAGCUUGACUUCUUCUUCUUUCCAUCUCUAUAAAGUUCUAACAUCUCCUCUGCUUCUCCACUCCACCUCAGCCUGUUUAAUCACACUGUACAGCUUAUUCAUCCAGACCUGCAGACUGUAUUUCUGUUUCAAUAGAUUUGCUUUCCCUCAGUUCACCCUUCUUUACAGUGAGGUUCAGGUCUGUGUGUGAGUUAAUUCAAAAUACUGAGUUAAAGGAUGAAGCAGGAUUUUAGGUAGAAGCUUGGCAGGUUUGUUCUUUGUGUGAUUUAUCUGAUUUAAAACAAUAAAGUUAUUCAAUUUCUGAAA
Molecule: messenger RNA, 3356 nt
Organism: Astyanax mexicanus (Mexican tetra)
Lineage: Eukaryota; Metazoa; Chordata; Actinopteri; Characiformes; Acestrorhamphidae
Gene: eif3c
Product: eukaryotic translation initiation factor 3, subunit C
Exons: 23
Coding region: 155-2992 (945 amino acids)
Biological process (GO): translational initiation
Cellular component (GO): eukaryotic translation initiation factor 3 complex
Molecular function (GO): RNA binding; translation initiation factor activity; translation initiation factor binding
Source: RefSeq, a predicted model, not a curated record